Messenger RNA from Cladophialophora immunda, 2006 nucleotides. RefSeq lists its product as uncharacterized. Gene Ontology annotation, molecular function: oxidoreductase activity, acting on paired donors, with incorporation or reduction of molecular oxygen; monooxygenase activity; iron ion binding. NCBI's taxonomy places the organism in Eukaryota, Fungi, Ascomycota, Eurotiomycetes, Chaetothyriales, Herpotrichiellaceae. The coding region runs from base 190 to 1746 and encodes 518 amino acids. The transcript is spliced from 4 exons. The record is from RefSeq and is a predicted model, not a curated record.
GCCAGUCACUAUUUGGUCUUCGGGAUUCCGCAGGUCUUGGUAAGUUUUGGGCGGUUGGUUUUCUCUUGCCACGAGGACGUUGAACUGGGCGUUCUAUCAAGUCGAGGCUGGCCUCCUGGAAGAGAGACACUUGACAUUGUACCACUGUUUCCUGCUCGUCUUCAGCAAUUCUAGCCGUCUACCGUCACCAUGAUCCUGCCCAAGAGCAAUGCAGCCUCGCCACUCAUCGCCCCCUACAUCCUCCCCCUCUCUGUCAUCCUCCUCAUCGUCCUUCCCAUCAUAACCUUGCUCCGCAUCCGCUACCGCCGCGGGCUGCGCGAAAUUCCAGGCCCGUUCUUUGCCAGUAUCCUACCGAUUGACCGUAUUCUCAGCACGUAUUCGGGGCGUCAAUUCCAGCGCCAUCUCGAAUACCACGCCAAGUAUGGGACUUUGGUCCGCGUCGGGCCUAACCAUGUGAGUUUGGGGGACUCGGAGCAGAUUUCGAAUGUUUAUAGUAUCACCAGCAAAUUCGAUAAAAGCAACUUCUACACCCUUUUCCAUGCCAAAUCGCCCGUGGGCCCUAUUCCCACGGUCUUCUCCAUCAUCGACCCUGUGGGACACAGGAACCUAAAAAGGCCUGUCGGGGCCGCAUACGCCCUGAGCUCUUUGCUCGACUUUGAACCCUUGGCCGACGACUGCACGCGGAUCCUCCAAGGCAAACUCGACGGCCUGCAGGGCAAACCCAUUGAUUUCGGUACGUGGCUGCAUUGGUACGCAUUCGAUGUAAUCAGCAGCAUCACCUUCUCCAACCGAUUGGGCUUCAUGGAAAGAGAGGAGGAUGUCAAUGGUAUCAUUGCGGCAAUUGAGGGUCGGCUCUUUUACAAUUCCAUCGUUGGCGAGGUCCCGAGUUUGCAUAAAUGGCUCCUGGGCAAUAGCACCCUCUCGAGAUUGGCCGACAUGGUGCCCGCCAUCAAGAGACUGAACUCGGCGGCGUACAUUGUCCAAUUUGCUGCGAGACAACUGGAGAUGAGGCAAGAUGCCAAGGCACAGCACGGAAGGUCCGACAUGGUGGACAAAUUCAAGACGACCAGGGAUGGCGAGGAAGUCAUGAGCGCGAAGGAGCUGUUGGGCCAUGCGAGUUCGAACGUGUUUGCCGGUUCUGAUACAACUGCCAUCUCCCUCCGGGCGCUCUUCUAUCAUCUCCUGAAGAACCCCCAUGCGUACCAGAAAUGUGUGGACGAAAUCCUCGAUUUCGACGCUCGCGGCGAGCUGUCCGAGUAUGUCACGUACUACGAGGCGCAGCGUAUGCCAUAUUUCCAAGCGUGUAUGAGAGAGGCGCUGCGCAUGCAUCCUGCCGUGGGGCAGUUGCUUGAACGGGUGGUCCCCAAAGGCGGCGCCACCAUCGACGGCGUCUAUCUACCGGAGGGGACGAUUGUGGGCAUGAAUCCCUGGGUGGCCGCAAGGGAUAAAGCGGUGUACGGCCACGACGCUGCGGUGUUCCGGCCGGAGAGGUGGAUUGACGCCGACGAAAAGACGCUGAAGCUGAUGGAUCGAAACUGGCUUGCUUUUGGAGCCGGCUCACGGACGUGCCUGGGCAAAAACAUCUCCCUGAUGGAGAUGUCGAAGCUGGCGCCGCAGCUGCUGCGUCGAUACCACGUCCAGCUCGCGGAUCCCAACGCCGAAUGGGAGCUGUUUGCGUACUGGUUCGUCAAGCAGGAGGGGCUGAAUUGUAUCUUGACCAGAAGAGACGGAGAGAAGGAGAGGUAGCAAUCGACUUGCGAGGUGGCGACUGUGCGAUCGUGGAGACCGUUACAGAUACAUUGUGGCCCUCACGCACACCAUCUCCGAUGGGUACCAUUUUGCAGGUAGAAAAUUUACCAGGAUCGAAGGAAGCCACUCAGUCGCUUCAGGCAGCAAAACUAGCAACGUGUCUCUUCACCAGACAGUUCAGCGUUGAGCAACGCAAUUCGGUUCUAAGCCUAGUUUGACACUAUAGUGCAUUCCUUGGCAACCUACAAAUCCUUGAC